AUGGCGCCAAAUUUUGACAAACCUCGACACAAGCGCACAUCAAAUAUCCAAAACAUGUUAGAGGCAUGCGAGUCCCUCAAGUCCGAGACCGCAUCAGCCCGCGCCGCAGCAGUCACUAGUAUCCGAAAACUUAUUAGGCGUACUUCUAAUGGGAUGCGGAACUUGUUGGAUAAGGUAAAUCGACACCGCGAGGCACGCUCUGAGACGGAGGCAUCGUCACAAUCAUUGGACUCUGUCGACCCUGCGCCCGCUCAAAUCACCAGCUUGGCAAAAGCUUUUACAAAUACCUUGUCAUUCCCAUAG
Plenodomus lingam JN3 is the source of this 303-nucleotide messenger RNA. The record is from RefSeq and is a predicted model, not a curated record. Lineage: Eukaryota; Fungi; Ascomycota; Dothideomycetes; Pleosporales; Leptosphaeriaceae.